Lactuca saligna is the source of this 1095-nucleotide messenger RNA. The record is from the annotation of a GenBank genome assembly. NCBI's taxonomy places the organism in Eukaryota, Viridiplantae, Streptophyta, Magnoliopsida, Asterales, Asteraceae.
AAAAUAUUCUAUGACAGUACAUGAGCGAUUGCCGAGAGAUGCGGAACCAGAACCCUAAUUAACAAUCCCUUAUUCUUAUAAGAAUCCAUAAACCCUGCUAACUACUUCACACAUAAACCCUAGCAAGCCGCAACAGCAGUAAUCCUAUUUUUGAAUACAAACAUGAGAGCUCCAAUCAGAGGAGGACGUGGUGGAAGCGGUGGAUUCAGGGGUGGCCGUGGAGAUGGCGGCGGUAGAGGAAGAGGGGGUGGAGGAGGCAGAGGCAGAGGAGGUGGAGGAUUCAGCGGCGGAAGAAGCGCUGGUGGAAGAGGCGGUGGUAGAGGUCGCGGUGGUGGCAGAGGAGGACGUGGUGGUGGAAUGAAGGGAGGGAGUAAGGUCAUUGUUGAACCACAUAGACACGAUGGCGUGUUUAUUGCUAAAGGUAAGGAAGAUGCUCUUUGCACUAGAAACAUGGUGCCUGGUGAAGCUGUCUAUAAUGAGAAGAGGAUCUCUGUUCAGAAUGAAGAUGGAACAAAGAUCGAGUAUAGAGUAUGGAAUCCCUUUAGGUCAAAAUUGGCUGCUGCUGUUCUUGGAGGAGUUGACAAUAUUUGGAUGAAACCUGGUUCUCGUGUCCUUUACCUUGGAGCUGCAUCUGGCACCACAGUUUCUCAUGUAUCUGAUCUUGUUGGACCUACUGGAGUUGUGUAUGCUGUUGAAUUUUCCAAUAGAAGUGGUAGAGAUUUGGUGAAUAUGGCUAAGAAGAGGACAAAUGUUAUUCCUAUUAUUGAAGAUGCCAGACAUCCAGCCAAGUACAGAAUGCUUGUUAGCAUGGUUGAUGUUAUUUUUUCUGAUGUUGCCCAACCUGAUCAGGCUAGAAUUUUAGCACUGAAUGCAUCCUAUUUCUUGAAAUCCGGAGGCUAUUUUGUUAUAUCAAUCAAGGCAAACUGCAUAGAUUCUACAGUUCCAGCUGAGGCUGUAUUUGCUUCUGAAGUGAAGAAGCUGCAAGCAGAGCAAUUUAAACCAAUGGAGCAAGUGACACUUGAACCCUUUGAAAGAGACCAUGCUUGUGUUGUUGGAGCCUAUCGGGUUCCAAAGAAACAAAAACCUUCUUCUUAA